AUGGAUCUCCAGCGAGAAAACGACUCAGAACUGAAUCUGGCUGAGGACUCCAGGAGACAGAAAAGGAAAGGCAAGGACAAGAAAAGUUCCAUUUUACAAAUCGAACAGCAAAUGUCCUCUGUGGAAAUAGAGUAUCAAAAUGCUUCUCACAAUCUUCAAGGGAAUGACAAGGACCAUCACACAGAUUCACCAUCUCCACCAGAGAAGCUCAUUGCUGGGAUCCUGGGAGUCAUCUGCUUUGUCUUGAUGUACACUUUAGUCAGAAUGGUUCUCUGCUCAAUUACUGGGAUUCCCCUUGGGCCUGCAUAG
This is a messenger RNA of Phyllostomus hastatus (greater spear-nosed bat), 309 nucleotides long. RefSeq names its product NKG2-A/NKG2-B type II integral membrane protein-like. The coding region runs from base 1 to 309 and encodes 102 amino acids. Gene Ontology annotation, biological process: positive regulation of natural killer cell mediated cytotoxicity; stimulatory C-type lectin receptor signaling pathway. The record is from RefSeq and is a predicted model, not a curated record. NCBI's taxonomy places the organism in Eukaryota, Metazoa, Chordata, Mammalia, Chiroptera, Phyllostomidae. The transcript is spliced from 3 exons.